Messenger RNA from Lycium barbarum (goji berry), 547 nucleotides. RefSeq lists its product as uncharacterized. The record is from RefSeq and is a predicted model, not a curated record. Bases 128 to 370 code for a protein of 80 amino acids. NCBI's taxonomy places the organism in Eukaryota, Viridiplantae, Streptophyta, Magnoliopsida, Solanales, Solanaceae. The transcript is spliced from 2 exons.
GCUAGAGAGGGGGUGCACGACAAGCCCAACCGCGCCUGCUGGGACUAAAAAUGAAUAGCCUCUUUCUUAAAUUCUUGUUGAAAAAGAAAGUCAGAUAGGGUUUAAGGGUUUUAUUAAGGGCAAACAAAUGGAGAAGAAUACGGGAAGUGAGACGAAGAAGAUUAAUGGAGGAGGGUUUAGGGCGAAAAUGGAGCAUGCCUUGUAUAGCGGCGAGAAGAAGUACGUCAUUGGUGGCAUCGCCAUCAUCGGCGUCAUCUUUGGUGUUCCCUGGUACUUCAUGACCCGAGGCUCCAAGCAACAAUCUCACCAAGAUUACCUGGAAAAAGCUGAUAAGGCACGGAGUGCGAGACUUUCAUCCUCAACCAAAUAAUGAAAAGAAUUACUUCAAUCAGGUUUCCGGUGCCAAUUCCUUCAGGCUUUUGAGUUAAAGUUAGAUGCGCGGUGUUCCCCAACGACUUAUAUAAAUGCCUCUUUUGGACAAUUUUGUGUAAUAUGAAGCUGUAUUGCAUACCGAACCAAAUCAUAAUCGAAAGACCUAUUUUGUGUC